This is a messenger RNA of Trichoderma harzianum CBS 226.95, 1755 nucleotides long. RefSeq lists its product as hypothetical. NCBI's taxonomy places the organism in Eukaryota, Fungi, Ascomycota, Sordariomycetes, Hypocreales, Hypocreaceae. Gene Ontology annotation, molecular function: transmembrane transporter activity. Bases 1 to 1671 code for a protein of 556 amino acids. The transcript is spliced from 7 exons. Gene Ontology annotation, cellular component: membrane. The record is from RefSeq and is a predicted model, not a curated record. Gene Ontology annotation, biological process: transmembrane transport.
AUGGCCGCCGACGGUAAAACGACCAACAUCUCCAUCCUCACGGAGGAGGUGACUUCGAGCAUUCAUGACUCCUCAUCCAGCGACACAGAGCGGCUAAGAGAGAUCACUGGAUCAGAAGAAAAUGGAUACAGCGAUGAGAAGAACCCAUUCAGAGAUCCAGCUAUCGCUCAGCACUGGACAGAGGUGUAUGAAAAGUCACAGUACGAAUGUCGUCAUGUAUUUGAUCCGUCACUGUCAUGGACCGAAGAAGAGGAGCGUCGUUUAAUAAGAAAGUUGGAUUGGCGAGUGUGCCUAUGGGCCUGUAUCAUGUUCUUUGGCCUGCAGGUCGACCGUGGAAACCUUGCACAGGCAGUCUCGGAUAAUAUGUUGGAUGAUCUGGGGCUCGAUACAAAUGAUUACAACUACGGCAACAGCAUAUUCAGGAUUUCCUUCCUGGUCGCCGAACUUCCUUCGCAGCUUGUGUCGAAAAUGGUUGGACCCGAUAGGUGGAUUCCCGUACAGAUGGUUCUCUGGUCUGUUGUCGCCGUUUCUCAAUGCGCAUUGACCGGCCGCACGAGCUUUCUCUGUACACGCAGUCUUCUUGGACUGUUGGAGGGAGGAUUCAUUCCCGAUAUUGUUCUUUGGCUAUCGUAUUUUUACACAUCUCGCGAGCUGCCUGUCCGUCUCAGUUACUUUUGGACUUCCCUCUCUGUCACUGGAAUCGUGACAUCUCUACUCGCAUUCGCCCUAUUGCAUCUCCGCGGUGCCAACGGCUGGGCUGGCUGGCGGUGGCUGUUCCUCGUCGAGGGCUUGAUAACCCUUGUUGUAGGUCUUGCUUCUUUCUUCAUGAUGCCUGCCUCUGCUGUGCAGACAAAGACAUGGUUCCGCCCAAAGGGAUGGUUCACAGAUCGUGAAGUCGCUAUUGUUGUCAAUAGAGUCUUGAGAGAUGAUCCUUCCAAGGGCGAUAUGCACAACCGGAAAGCUAUUACGCCAAAGCGGUUGUGGGAGACGUUGAAAGACUUUGAUCUCUGGCCGCUCUAUAUACUUGGUUUGGUUGUAUUUAUACCUCCUAGUCCGCCGGGGACGUAUAUUACACUCACUCUGAGAAAAAUUGGCUUUGACCCGUUUACUACCAACUUGUUGACCAUUCCAUCUAACAUCUUUCACAUUAUCAAUCUUAUUCUCAUCACACGACUAUCUGAGUGGCUCAAUGAACGUACCUUGGUGUCCAUGUUGCAAGUUAUUUGGACACUUCCGUGCGUCAUUGCCUUGCGUUGGUGGCCUGGUGUCAUGGUCAAUCAAUGGGGGACUUAUGCUCUGGUCACUGUCUUGACAUCUUACCCUUAUUGCCAUGCAAUCUUGGUUGGCUGGACGUCCAAAAACUCCAACAACGUUGGCACCCGCUCGGUCUCCGCAGCAAUGUACAACAUGUGUGUUCAGGUCGGUAGCGUCAUCUCGGCGUACAUAUAUGUCGCCGAUGAUGCGCCAUUGUAUCACCGUGGUAACACUAACCUCGUCAUCAUCAACAUUCUCGGCAUUGUCCUCUUCCUUCUAGCAAAACUAUACUAUAUUUUCAGAAACAAACAAAAAGAAAAGGUUUGGAAUGCCAUGAGUGAAGAGGCAAGAAAGGAAUACACUGCAAACACGAAGCUGCAGGGCAGUGGACGGCUGGAUUUCAGGUUUGCACAUUAGCAUUUGUGUGUGUAUUGCAGGGCUGGUUGUUUAGAUUCUAGAUAAAAGAGGUUGAUCAUCUAUUGUGAAGGGUAACUAUUGAUG